Molecule: messenger RNA, 1756 nt
Organism: Capsaspora owczarzaki ATCC 30864
Lineage: Eukaryota; Filasterea; Ministeriida; Capsasporidae
Exons: 8
Coding region: 21-1658 (545 amino acids)
Biological process (GO): protein phosphorylation
Molecular function (GO): protein binding; protein kinase activity; ATP binding
Source: RefSeq, a predicted model, not a curated record
GGCUGUGUGGAUUCAGCGCAAUGUUGGCGUAUCAGAGAAUGACUUGGAGGCAGAAAACGCUGUAUCAGAAAGUCAAGAAUGCGAGUGGAUGGGUCCAUUUGAGCCAGCAGGACAUUGGCGAUGCAGAAGCGCAGGCGAUUGCUCAGGCGCUCACAGAGAACACGACCGUGACUAGGCUCUCCAUGUACAAGAAUCAGGUGUCCGAUGCUGGAGCUCUUUCCGUUGCUCAAGCACUCGAGCUGAACAAGACGGUGAAGGAGCUAUACUUGAGUGAGAACCAGAUAGGCGAUGCUGGUGCGCAGGCGAUUGCAGAGGCACUCAAGGUCAACACGACAGUAACUGCGCUUGUUCUGCACCGAAACCAGAUUGGCGAUGCAGGGGCCCAUGCGAUUGCUGCGGCACUCAAAGAGAACAAGACGGUGUCUGUGCUCGUCCUGUACCACAAUCAGAUUAGCGAUGCUGGAGCUCGUGCGAUUGCUGAAGCACUCAAAGAGAACAAGACGCUGACUAUCCUUUUCUUGGCGAAUAAUUUCUUGACGCGAACUGGAAUCACCGCGUUCAAGCAACCGGGCAGUACCAUUUGUCAGUUUAACGAAAUCUGGUUUCUGAGUAGAAGCCUUGGCGACCAGCUUGCCCAUUCGGUUCAAAUUGCAGCUAGUGCCCCGACAAACGCGCAGUCUCAGCCCUCUUUCGACCUAGAUUUCGAGAUUCAGCAAUUGCGCUCCGAUCUCGCUGUCAGGGAUAGUUGGAUCGACGUGCUUCAGCGCAGCCAACCAGCCUUUGGAUCCUUUGCCGGAUCCAUCCCCAAAGUUCCUCUCGCAGAGCUUGUCACUGCCACGAAUAAUUUUGCGGAUGAUUUGCUGAUCGGCCAAGGCGGUUUUGGUCGCGUGUACCGUGCCAGCCUAUCCGGCCAACGCGUCGCCGUCAAGAGGCUGUCCGCCGAAUCGGUUGAAAGCUAUGCCACGUUUCAAUUAGAAUUGGACUCUCUGUCUCGAUUCCGUCACCCCAACAUCAUUACCAUUCUGUUUUAUACCGAAAGCCACGAUGGAUAUUGCUUGGUGUAUGAGUUGAUGCCAAACGGCUCUGUGCGAGACCGCUUGGAUUGCAAGAACAACACUCCCCCACUCACCUGGACUCAGCGCCAUCGCAUUGCUGCUGAUGUCUCGCGUGGCAUGAAGUACGUCCAGACAGCCUUCUUCCCUGAGCAUGUUCUGCUCCACCGCGACCUCAAGACGGACAACGUGCUUUUGGACGCGCAUUUCAACGCAAAAGUUUCUGAUUUUGGCCUCGUCCGUGACGCCCCACACUUCGAUGAGCAGAACUACCUUUGCACCCAGAAUAUUCAAGGCACGCGUGUUUACAUGUGUCCCGAGUUUGUAGCCGAAGGUCGCAUGACCACCAAGACAGAUGUCUACGCCUUUGGGGUUAUUCUGCUGGAACUGGUAUCUGCAGAGAAACCCUGCCCUCGGCUGAUAUCGGCGGCGCGGAAAGCUGUCCAAUACCAGACCGUCAUUGAGUUGCUGGACUCGGCCCUCGAUCGAAAUGCAGUCGAGCACCAGAGCGUCAGCGAGCUUGCCGUUCUUGCACUCGAAUGUCUGGAUGACGCUGCCGAUGGACGUCCAUCCUUUUGCGACAUUCUUGACAGAUUGCGUCUUUGAUGGCAGGCAAACAGUUGUGUUGGUGUUUCAACGCUGAAUCCGGGUUCAGCUUUUCGAUUCUUCGUCACGCAUGAGUAAAUUGUCCAUGUCUCCUUCCC